GACAGACGGACCCACGGACGGAAUCCGUUGAGGCCGAUGGAGAACCGCACCUUGGACUCAGGUAUCCGGGAUGUCUACACCCCUGCCGGCCACCUCCAGCAGAAAACGGUGGGAGCCUCGGGGAAGCAUAGGACUGGCUUCAAAGAUCUCAUGGUCAAGCUGACUGAAGGACAGUAUGUGUUGUGCAGGUGGACAGACGGACUAUAUUACCUGGGAAAAAUUAAGAGGGUGAGCAGUUCAAAGCAGAGCUGUCUUGUGACAUUUGAAGACAAUUCCAAGUACUGGGUCCUGUGGAAAGACAUUCAACAUGCCGGUGUCCCAGGGGAGGAGCCCAAGUGUAAUAUCUGCUUGGGGAAGACAUCCAGACCCCUGAAUGAAAUCCUCAUUUGUGGAAAGUGCGGCCUAGGUUACCACCAGCAGUGCCACAUCCCUGUAGCAGGCGGUGCUGACGGUUCCCCCCUCACGCCAUGGUUCUGCAGACGUUGCAUUUUCGCCCUGGCCGUUCGGAAAGGUGGUGCGCUGAAGAAAGGAGCUAUCGCCAAGACAUUGCAGGCUGUCAAGAUGGUGCUGUCCUACGACCCCGAGGACCUGGAAUGGGACUCUCCACACAGAACCAACCAGCAGCAGUGCUAUUGUUACUGUGGAGGCCCUGGAGAGUGGUACCUGAAGAUGCUUCAAUGUUACAGGUGCAGGCAGUGGUUUCAUGAAGCCUGCACCCAGUGCCUUAAUGAGCCCAUGAUGUUUGGAGACCGGUUCUAUGUUUUUUUCUGCUCGGUGUGCAACCAGGGGCCAGAAUACAUCAAGAGGCUGCCCUUGAGGUGGGUGGAUGUGGUUCACCUGGCCCUUUACAACCUAGGAGUGCAGAGCAAAAAGAAGUACUUUGACUUCGAGGAAAUCUUAGCCUUUGUCAAUCAUCACUGGGAGCCCCUUCAGCUUGGGAAGCUGACCAGUACCCCAGUGGCAGAACGGGGACCCCACCUCCUCAAUGCACUAAACAGCUACAAAAGCAGAUUUCUCUGUGGCAAGGAAAUCAAGAAGAAGAAAUGCAUCUUCCGCCUGAGGAUCCGGGUGCCCCCCAACCCUCCAGGGAAGCUGCUGCCGGACAAGGGGGCCGGUCCGAGCGAGAACAGCUCCUCGGAGCUGCGGAAAAGAGGGAAGAGCAAACACCCUUCUGAGCACAGUUUGCUGCCUCAUGAGUUUCAACAGCAGAAAAGGCGAGUUGUUAGAAGAAAAAGAUCAAAAUUUUUGUUGGAGGAUGCUAUUCCCAGUAGUGACUUCACCUCUGCCUGGAGUACUAACCACCAUCUGGCCAGCAUAUUUGAUUUUACACUGGAUGAAAUUCAGAGUUUAAAAAGUGCCAGUUCAGGCCAGACUUUCUUCUCUGACCUGGACUCCACAGAUGCAGCCAGCACUUCAGGUUCGGCCUCCACCAGUCUGUCCUACGAGUCCAGAAGAAAUGUAGGCAGCCGGAAGAGGAAGCUGGCGGCCAAAGUCUACACCUCUCUGGGGGUGAAGAGGAAAGCCACUGAGUCGGGUGGGCGUGGGGGCGGCUGCCCCUCGGACAGCAGCGCCGAGGGCGGGGCGUCCGGUCCUGAGCGCCCAGACGAUGGAAUUGACAGCCACACCUUUGAGAACAUCAGUGAGGAUGACUCCUCUCUUUCCCACCUCAAAUCCUCGAUCACCAAUUAUUUUGGAGCAGCUGGGAGGCUGGCCUGUGGCGAGAAGUACCAGGUUUUGGCCCGGAGGGUGACCCCAGAAGGGAAAGUCCAGUACCUGGUGGAGUGGGAAGGGACCACCCCAUACUGACAGAGCAGAUGACGCUCAGCUCGGCCUGGGUGGAGGGGGAGAGAGAGUUUGGACAGAGGCGCGGAAACCAAAGGAGAGGGGGACACUCUGCUUGGGGACAUCCUGGAAUGGGGAGGAGGGGGCAGUUAAUCCAGGAAACCGAGAUGACGGCUGAAUGCCAGACUUGGCCAGUGAGCUUUGGUGUUGGGGUGGGGAGGGUGCAGGGGAAAGGGCGUGGGCAGGCUGGGGAUUUGCAGAACAUUGGGAACAACGAUGUUGCCCUUGUGUGAUGGUGCUCAUGCUGCUGUCUCCCAGUCUGGCAAUCUGGGAGCCCAGGGCUACAACUGACUCUCUUCCCUCCUCUUUUGUCUCUCCUCUUCUUUCCUUCUCUCUUCCUGCCUUCCCCCAGGCUAUUUUACUGGCAUAUAUUCAGAUAGGAUCAACUAGGUGCCUUUCUCUAACUGAUCUACUCAAAAGCGUUAUGUGGUAGUGAGAGCCGUUAGCAGUUCUGCUUUUCAUACAGUACUUGUCUGCCUCGUAGAGAGGCCCAGUAGUCUGGAUCGGCAGCAACAGGGACUGCUGAGGAGGGCAGCCCUGCCUCGGUGGUGUGGAUUAAAGUAGAACCUGUCGACAGGCUCCCCAUCAUCCCUCCCACUCUGGCCACAGUUAUACUGACAGGGGAAAGUGCAGCUGUCAUGAAAUACUCUCUGUGGGGGCAAGGAAAGAAACUUUAGUGAAACUAAUCAAAGCCCUUCUUGGUAAUGCUGUAUUUCCUUGCAGAGGGCUUAGGUCUAGGGAAAGCAGCAGGAGAGAAGAGCAAGGUCAUUUUUAAUGAUGUGUAUAGUCCCCACUGCAGUUCCAUCUUUAGAAGACUCCCUGGUAAGGGGGAUUAGUUCUUACAACAUAGUAUCAUGGAAAGUGGUUCCUUUCCUGGAGUUACAAACUCUUAGGAGGGUUUAAAUGAGAAACAUAGCAUUUUAUUUUUUUUUGUAUUUUUCCACCCUAUGUGUCAAAGUUCUGCUACCGUGAAGCUACAGAUGGGGGAAAGCUCUCUGUCUGGGAUAGUCUAUCUUUUCACCCCUUUUGACAAUCACAGGAUUGGGUAAGUCUGGCCCUUGCCCCAGUCAAACUUCUGGAGAAAUAAAAGUGGCCUGUCUCUUGCACCAUUCUCACUGGCUACUGUGGAGCGAAAGAGGGUUUUUAAACAACAAAAAAUCACCCCAUCCAAACUGGAGUUACCCCAGCCCAAUCUCUAGAAAAUCUAGGUCUCCAGUGUCCACUUUGAUCUCAUUGUUUUUCCAUGAGAUCAGAAAAUUGCAUAGCCUCGGUCUGAAUUACCUGUGUGGUGUGUUAAUAUAGAGCCAGCCUUGUAAUUCUGCCAAAAUAGCAGGUAACCAAAAAUGAAAAAGUGAUCACAGAUGUAGGUGGCAUGAGGAACCUUGAAUAUAAUGAGAAGAAGAGACACUGUUGGGGGAAAGAGGAAACUAGUCUUUUGCUGCUUUUUGGAUACUUUUAAGAAGAAAAACAGAAAAAAAGGCACAUUGUCAUACAGGAUGCAUACCAGCAGCACUAAAUUUUUUUUUGGCAUAAAGUAAUCCUACCACCCUGUUACCUCCUAUGCUCUCUGAGUGGGGCUGGCUUCAGGCACCUGGGGAAGGGAUGCAGGUGGGGAAUACAGGACUGGCAUAUUCAGGAGCAAAGAGAUGGGUGAAUAAAUAUGUGGGUGGGGAGCUGUAUUUCUGCUGUGGGGCUUUCUCUUGCUAAGGGCUAAGAUCUAGAAUCAUAGCUCUUUUUCUCCUUUUCUCCCCAUACCCAGGUGCUCAGAGAAACCUUUUUAAAGAUGUUUGGAAUCCCCUGAAUUGAAAUGCCUUUAAAAACCAGAAGCCUGUAGUCCCUUUCUUUCCUUUUAAGGCCUGGGGGCCCAGGAGAGCAGAGGAGGGCUUUGGUAGUCAUGACAACAUGAAACUCUACGUCAGCAGGUGACCAGCCUUCACCUAGGCCUGGCAGGUGGUCAGAAAGUUUAAGUAGGAACUCAGCUGUAGGAAAUCAGCCCUCACUUCCCUUACCCACAAGGAUCAACGGGCUGUUUUCUCCAGCCUAAACUGAAGACCAAAUGGGUGGGAGGAGAGGGUACCCCCCAUCUCACCCUGUCAGAACUGCUCCUUCCCAAGCCUGAUUUUGUUUCUUCUCUUUCCCAAGCUUGUGUUCCUGGAGAGCACCCAGCCACAAAUAGCUCUUCCAGUUACCUUGGCUGAGGAGAUGACAAGCAGGUCUCUUCCCGUAGGCCAUCUGACUACAAUCAAGAAGUCCCUCUCCUCUGUAGAGCCAAAGAAUCAGGGCAGAAAGCCUGGGUUACGGUUUCUCCUUUGCACCUCUUCCCAAGGGGUGGUCGUGGGGGGAGAGUGGUGCCUAGGGGAUGAGAAGAGGCUGACCCUUGACCCCCCUGAAAGUCCAGAUCUGGGCAUCUUCAAGGUCAAUGGAAACAAGGAAAGACUGAAUCUGGGCUUAAUGUAAUGGUGUUGGGCCUGAAAAAUGGAGUGCAAAACAGACUAGUAUUUUAAUUUCUCUGAAUGGAUGCAAGAGGCUUCCAGAGGCACUGGUACAGUCUCACCUAAAACACAGGGAACCAGACUCUAUCCAGACCUCAGACCCUCUUUAGAAGUAACUUAAGCAGUUUCAUCUCUCAACUAGGGAAAUGGCUGGGUUGAGACCUCUGACAGGUUACCCAUGGCCUACUAAAUGUGCCUUCCUAAGCAUCUAGGCAGGGACACAUGUAGGUCCUAAUUUAUUACCUGGCUAGACUUUGAGAUUGGGCCUCCUGCUCUGAUUUAGGGGGAACACCAGCCACCCUUGUAAGAGGAUUUAAGUGCCGGACUUUCAGCAGUAUUUGGUUUCCAGGAUGGCUUUCUUCCUGGAAGUACACAAGAAUUGGUUUAAGGGGGCUGGGAGGGAGAGGACCCCAAAAAGGUGUUCUGAAGAAAGUGGGAAAGUUUCUAAGAGGAAGACCAGGAGGAACUUGUCGUCAGCCUCCCUGACCGUUUUAACCCAUCCCCAACCUUUUACAGACAUUUCCAAGAGGUGGGAGGGCUAAUCCAUGAGUAAUCAGACCACACUAUGCCCUUACUCCUAGGGUAAACUCUGAAUUUGCUGCCCUUUGACCCUCACCAUGGAGCAUUUUUAAAGUGGUUUGUGAGUAUCUUGGCUGCUUGGGUGACAGCCCUAGGUCCAGGCCUGGGGAGGCUGGCGAAGAUGAGACAGGCCUUUUCCCAAACAACGAGUGCACUUUUCCCCACCCCUUUAAGUUUAUUGGCACAAAAAGGUGCGUCGCUUCUCCAGGGGGUGAGGUCUCCCUGACUCAAUCCCCUCCAGCGUGCCAUAGAGGGGUGACGUGGAGCCUCGACUGGUGUUCGGUGUUCUUGUUUCGUUCCAGAGGAUACUCGCAUUAGUUCUAAUAGAUCUUAUAAUGACUCUGUGCACCUUUGAAAAGAACUUAUGGUUUCGAGUUGCUGCUUUUAAUAACCAACAUUUGUUAUAUUCAAGUUGUAAUUAAUAUGUUUGAUGUACAAUUAAAAAGUUCCCUUUUUUAAGUCAACAUUCA
Molecule: messenger RNA, 5383 nt
Organism: Ornithorhynchus anatinus (platypus)
Lineage: Eukaryota; Metazoa; Chordata; Mammalia; Monotremata; Ornithorhynchidae
Gene: PHF19
Product: PHD finger protein 19
Exons: 15
Coding region: 37-1806 (589 amino acids)
Biological process (GO): regulation of DNA-templated transcription; chromatin organization
Cellular component (GO): nucleus
Molecular function (GO): DNA binding; chromatin binding
Source: RefSeq, a predicted model, not a curated record